UUCUACUUUUAUCAAAUAGCGCGUUUUAUAAACUCCGUGUUUAGAAUCAGAAUCGCCUCUUGUUUAAUUGUAUGACGCCAUGACGUCGGGUUAAUGACUAAAAGUUAAACUAGUGGAAUACUUUUUGGCUUUGAGACGUCAGCAGUUGUGAAAGAUGUUAGCGAGGUUAGCUAACUAAACGUCCGUGCUCAUCUUCGUUUUAUCUUAGCACGUUGUUGUUUGUUUGAGAGAGUGCAGGGAAUUAUGAAAGCUAUGAGGAACUUGAAAACUUUUGAAAUCAAAACUCUCCACACCAGUGCAUUUUUAAAUGACUUAUAUGCAAUUUCAUUGACCUAGCUUAUAUUUUCCCCAUGUUCCCAUUUGUUUUGUGUGUAAAGUUACUUAAAAGCAGGCCGGUGUUCACUUGUAAGUCAGAAAUAAGUUACAGUAAUAUAUUUUUGCUUCCAUUCAUCCAUUUAAUCUGAGGCGAUAAUAUGAAAUUUUGCAUUUGCCAAACAGUUUUUAUCUCCUAGAAAAUAUUUUUAUAUCAUUUUUACACAGUUAUACGGAACACGCAUAGAUACAUAGGCUUCCCAAAAAUGAGUAGAAUAUUUAUACACCACCAAUCAAGAGCUCUCUUCCUAUAUACUUCUCUAAUUUCGUAUUUUUAUAAUCUGCAUUAAUCUUCCUCAGUGCUAGCCUUGCUUGAGGUUAACAAAUAACUUAAACAGUUUAACACCAGAAGCAGAAAUAAUGUGAAUGUUGUUUGUGCAUAUGAGUGCUGGAAGCUUAGUUAUCUAUGUAAUUGUAUAUUUAAUAGUUUUUAAUAGCUUUAAUUGUUCAUCUUGCAUGAAAUUAAUAGGUACUUUGUACAUAAAUACUGCAGUAAUUUCAAUAUUUUUAAAUUAUGAACAAUGCGUUUGUGUGUUCUCUUUCACCUCAGAAAUCCCAGUGUGAGUGACCAACAAGGCCAGUUUCACUUCGCUCAUAUUAGCGGAUGGUACUCCCAGAGAGGUCAGCAGCAUGUUCGCUGCCCUUCCAGAGGACAGAUUCCCAGAUGAAUCUUCACCGACCCGCAGCAAAGACGUUACAAAGAUCAAAGUCAAGAAAAAGACGGAUUCUCCUAAAGUGACUUUACCGCCUCUUGCUGUUAGGCCUCUGUUGAGUUGCUCAUAUAUCCAUAAAAAUACUCCAUCUGAUAAAACUCUGUCACUGCUGGAACUGCCUCAACUUGUACCUCAGGCAGAGCCAGAGACAAAACAGAAAGAAGGACCUCUAAUGGCUGCAGCUUUAGGGGCCGCCAUCCCCAUCAGACGCACCCAGCUGGAAGCAGAAAGUCCUGCAGAAAAAGAUGAACCAAUAAAAGUUUCCGCAUGUAGAAUAAAAAGAAAAACUUAUAAACAAGCGACCCAACUAGAUAAAUAUCCCCAUACGGGCUUAGAAGUUGCUCACGUGUUUGGUCAGAGACGAGACCCAGAGGAACCAGAGUUUUUCUACCUGAAAGAAGUGGAUGAGGAUGCCUGCAGACCGUAUGAUCUGAAGGUGGUCCAUUAUAGUGAGGCUGGUUCUGAUCACUAUAUCUUCUCACCCAACACGGUGAUUCAUGUGACCGAGACUGGUUUUGGUGGCACCCUCAGUCUCUCAGAGUGGUACAGAGAGUGCGUGUUGUGGACAGCUUUGCAGGAGAUUCCUUUUAUUAGGAACUUCAGAAUCAAGAAAGCCUUUGCCAGGUGGAAGGAGAACAAGCGCAUGGUCUCUUUUCAGAGGAAGUGUAAGAAUCUACAGGAUCUCCUUCUUGUAGCUGUCCCUCAGUUCCGAGAAGCUCUUUAUCUGUUCACCAGAGUGAUCGGGGAGCUGAAGGACACACACUGGAUGCCAUUGGAUGACUGUAAAACCUACACAAUUCAGGAAUUCAAGAAAGUGCUGAUGAAUAAAAAUGAAGAGUACCGUCUGAAACUGAAGAAGUUAUCUCAGUACCAUCUGGGUAUCCUGAACGUGGUGAAAGAGGAGACCUACAGGAGGCACAAGGAGCUCCAGAUGCAACUAAAACGAGCAAAACAGCAAACCAGCUGUUCUGAACCCAUUCACCUGCUUCUGGCGUACCGACAUCAGCUGAAGAAAGAGCUGUGCCAGUCUGAAGUCAUCCUGAGGAAACUGGGAAAUUUUGCAGCACUUGUCCAUCAGAUGAUUACUCAGGGUCUCAUCACCAUCACCAAACAAGAUGCUGUUUCCUUUCUCAGUUUGUUAAAGAGGGAUCGAUCGCAGCAGUGCUGCCUCUUCUACGUUGAGCUGUGUUUCACUGCUAACAGUCGGCCGACUGUUGACUCAGCCGUUCACGAGUUUCAUAAAGCAGCAAAUGAAUCACUCCUGACUUCUGACAACACCAUUGUUCAGAUGUGUGAAAAUUUGGGAUUUUUCCAGGAGAUCAGCAGUAAAUUAUGUAACGAAGAUCAGGGUUUAAUCUCUGACUCUAAAUGUGUUAAACAUUCAGCAACCACAGGAGUAAAGAAAGAGGAGGUGAAGUUUCAGUCGCUCAGAUGCAUGUUAGCUCACCAGAUGAUGCAGCCAGAAGCUAAUUCUCUGAAGGUUCAAGGCAUCAGGGUUCAAGGCUGUUACCGUCCGUUCUCCAAGGCACAGCUGGAGUGGCACGUCAAUAUUGAGGAUGUUUUUAGAAAAGCUGAAACUGAGCAGGCCAAGAUCAUGCAGGAUACAGAGUUAGAAAUCCAGCAGGUGUGUGACAGCUUUGCUUGGCUGAAGGAGAUCCAUUCGUUUGUUCGCCAGUGGAGUCCAGGUUCUUUAGAGUCCAUGAAGGAUCAGCCUGCUUCGGUGUAUGAGGAGAACAUCAAAAAACUGAGCUACUGGGCCCAAAAGGUUGACGCUAUUGUCUCAUCAGUUAAUACCUCCAAUCAGCUGUUCUUCAUCAGCUGUACCCACACAAAGGAAACUCUACGACUCCAGCUGAGCCGCAUUGAGAAGCAAGUUGUAGAGCAGCUGGUUGAGCAGACGAGGUUGAACUCCGAAAACCUUGUUUUUGACUUAGAGAGGAUGACUGCUGAACUCCAAACAGAACCACAGGAUGUGCAGGAGUUCGCAGCAUAUGCUUUAAGGGUGAGGGAAUCAGAGAGAAUGUGGGCUGACAUGCAGAAACGUUUGGAAUGCAUUCUCUCUCUCCACAACAUGAUUUGCAUGAACUGUAGGAAGAUGACUGAACAGGAGUUGGCUUUAAAAGAAAAGAUGUUGUGCUUGUGGGAAAGUUUUAUUCCCAUAUUGAAGCAAGCAGAUAGUCAUGUGUGCAACAGUCUUCCUUCAAUGACAAACGCGCUGAACACAAUGGUUUCAUUUUUGGUCUGUGACCUUAAAAAUACAGUCUUGAAGGCUUCAUCUGGACCUUUCCUCGACCCAAGCCAGGAUGCCAAACAGAUGGCCUCUGAGCUAAAUUACAUGUGUGCACAUGUGCAGACGCUCAGUGCAAAGUUGGAAGAAUAUAACAGGAGCAGUCAAAACAUGCAAGAACAACCACUGGAUUUAACCGUUUUGAAAACAGAUGUUAAGAAAGUCAUAGAACGUAAAGAGCUGUGGCGAAUCAAAGCUGCAUAUACUACUUGGUUGGAAGAGUGGAAACAGUUACAACUGAGUCAGCUUGUAAUCUCACAAGCUCAGGAGAAAAUCGUCCUGUGGAAAGUGCAAACUCAGUCUUUGAUAGGCAUACCCAUGAAUGAUCCAGUGUUGGAGGAGGUUUUAAAGAUCCUGGAGAGCCUAAGUCAUCAGGCUGAAGUCAUGGAAAAGCUGACCAAUACCACACUCAGAGAAAAACACAUGAAAAUGAUUUUUCAAGGUUUGGGUCUUUUGUUUGUGCCAGAGAAUACAUUUUCUGUAGCUGAAGUCUUGUCUCAGCACCCUGAAACGCACCGAAGACUAAUUGACAAGAUUUGCAGGGAUGCACAAUCCGAAUGGAAUAUGGAGCAGAGGUUUCAAAGAAUUUCUCUUCGAUGGAAAGACAAACUCUUUCAGCUCGAUGAAGUCAUUCAUCCUGCUUGUCAGCACUGUGAGAAACAGAAAGGUUUAACAGAAGAGAAGCCUAACAAAAACACCUUUCCAUGUGCCAGUCACUGCUCUUGUGAUGAUGCUCGAUUCACUAUUACCGGUCUUGAAACACUUUCUGCUGAGGUAGACAAUGAUCUGAUAACUCUGUCCAUCAUGUUGAAGUCCCCUCAAAGCGUAGAGUUCAGACUGCAGUUGGAGGAGUGUGAUCAGUCACUACAAGAACUCGCAAAGCUGCUAAAGUUAUUUGAAUCAUAUCAGCAACUGUGGGCAUUCCUGUCAAAGACAUUUGGAGAAACAUCCUUCUAUGAUCAAGAAGUGAAUCUGCUGAAGCAUUUUCAGCAAGUUGAUGAAGCAUUUAAGGAAUUAAUGAGCACAAUUUCAGCAGAUCUUCAUGUGCUGAACUUUGUGUCUAGUGAAGCAGAAAGAUUUCAUGGUAACAACCUUUAUCAGACUCUCACAGAUGGUUUGUCGAUGAUGGACUCCAUUUCCAAUCAGAUGAUGGAUCUCCUCCAUAACUUCCGUGACCAGUUUCCAAGACUGUGGUUCUUGAGUGAUAGAGAGCUGACACAACUACUCUCUUAUAAACCACUGUCCUUUGCACUUCAGACAGUUUUAAGCAAAUGCUACAAAGGGAUUAGUUGGCUUGAAGUGGAAUUUGAAACACGUUGUGAUGAAAACAAUGUGGAGAGUUAUGGUGCGUCAUCUGAAAACUACAAGCAAAUGAAAGUUCGAGGUAUUUUUGGCAACCUCCGGGAACACAUUGCUUUUGAGCCUCCUUUGGAACCAAAUCCCAAUGCCCUGGUAUGGCUAUGUGUCUUUGAGAAGCAGUUGAAGCUCACCAUGAUAAGGCUCAUGAAACAAUGUGCAGUGCUGCGAAACCAACUGGAACCAUCCUCUCAAGAUUCAGCAUGUGACACGAUAGACAGAAACACACAGCUGUGCUGUGCUGAAAUGAUUGGUCCACAACUUGUGCUAGAUCUGCUUUCCGAUUUUCCUCUUCAGUCUCUGCUGGUGGUUGAAGAGGCAGUUUGGUGCAAGGUUGUUCUGGGUGCAUUACAGGAAAAAAGCCCUUUACAACUGAGUAAGAUUAAAACAUACAACUCUUUGAAACUGAAAAACCUAGGCAAUUUCUUAAGAAAAACAGCCUUUGGCUCAAAGAGCAAAUCUCUGGUUUCCAAGUACACAAAUAUGUGUUUGCGUGCUUUAGUGCAACUCACUAUGAAUCAUGCACAGCAGCUGUCACAACUCAUGGAGGUGCAAUGUGACCUGGAGUCAUCCUUUGAGUGGCUAUGCUUGAUGAAAUAUCAUAUCAACUCAGAAAAUCAGAGUCCAGAAACCGAUAAUCUGCCGUGCUAUGUGGAUGUUUUAGGCCACCAAUUUCAAUAUGGUUUUGAGUAUUAUGGACCAGAAGACUUACUGAUGGUGCAUGCUCCUUCCACAGAGAAGGCAGUACUGGGGAUUGUCCUAGCCCUGACAAGAUACAGAUGUGGGUUGGUGAGUGGACCUUCCAUGACUGCAAAAACAAACACUGUAGCCCAGCUGGGGAAAGCUCUGGGACGACAGUAUGUUGUUAAACAGUGUUUUUCGAGCAUGGCAUCUGGUGUUGUUCAGCAGAUGUUGUUGGGUGCCCUUCAGACAGGAGCAUGGCUCCUACUGGAAUCUGUUGAGUUACUAACUCCAGGAGUUCUGUCUUUAUUGGGGCAGUUUCUAGAAGACAUACAUCAGUCAUUCUUCAAGAUACAAAGAAAGGAGACUCACAGACCAAAUGAGGUGCCAGACCACAAAUCCGCUGAAAGGGUCACAGACUUUUCCAGUCCACAAUGCAAUAUUGUUCUUCUAGGGAAAAACAUCUUACCAAACCCAAGCUAUGGAUGUGUUCUCAUCCCAUCAAAGGAGUAUGAAUCCAAAAUUCCAGAAAGUCUGCGAUUUUCUACCAGACCUAUUGGAUUAACGCAUCCAGAUUACAGGAUAACCACUGAAGUAACACUGACUUCCAUUGGUUUCUCAGAAGCCUCAUCUUUAAGUCAUCGUUUGGUGUCCCUGAUCCGCUUAGCCAAAGAUUCCAACUGUCUGCCUGAUUCUUUCACAGGCGAUAGCUGUUUUUUUGAUGUCUUGCAAAAGAUCAUAUCUACUUCAGAAAUGUUCUUACAACAAGCUAUGAGUCAAGAUGAAAGUUCAAAUGAGACAAAAGUUUCAACUGCAGAACACACCGAUCUUUCCUCUUCACAAAAUAUGUCUGCAAAACAUUUUGAGAAGAAUAGAGAAGAAACUACAAAUCUUCCGAAGUUAUGUAGUUCUCGACUGUCAAUUAUACAGUCUCUAAAGGAGGAAGCAGCCAUUGUCAAAGCAGUUCUUACUGUUUUGGUACCGGAGCCUGAGAUAACCUCACAGUUUCAUAUGAUUUUCAAGGACACAUUUCCCAUUGUGUGUCAGUUUCCUCAUUUUCAACACCAUAUUGAAGAAAGAGAAAUGACUCAACUUCAGCAUGCAGUCACAGAAGAGCUAAAACAAGAACACCUCUACUCUGACAUGGAAAUAGUCAGCAAAGCUCUUAGGCUCUACCAGGCUCUGAAGCUCUCCCCAGCAGUCAUUCUCAUAGGCCCCCCAGGUAGUGGAAAAUCAGCCUGUCACACAGUUCUGGCUGGAGCUCUCAAUAGGCUGGCCUAUAUAAAAGAUGACAAUGUGUUUGACAAUGAAAACACGAUUAAAAAAAACACAUCCACCUGGUGCUUUGUUGACACUUUGGUCUUAUUUCCCAAUUCCAUGUCCCACGACGAGCUGUUCGGCUGCUUCUGUGAAAAGAAAGGAUGGAAAGAUGGAGCCAUUUCAACCCUACUAAGCGAUUUAGGACGUUAUGAAGUCUUCAACAAUAGGAAUGAAAUUAAAGAGGCAUUGGUAAUGAAAUGGUUGAUAAUGGAUGGGGAGCCUGUAGGGCAACCAUGCUGGUUAGAUAACUUAACCACGCUGUGCAGUUCUCAGCACCCAUGUCUGCAUUUGUCGUCUGGUGAAACAUUACCAUCUCAAUCACAUCUCAAGCUACUAAUGGAAGUCACUCACCUGCAAGAUGCAAGUCCUUUUGCGGUGACUCGCUGCAGCCUUGUUUACUUCACAGGUGUUGAUCUGUGGAAGGCUGUAUGGAAAAGUGAAAUGGACGUUCUCUUGUUUGAACACAAACUGGACCAAGAAGUCUUGGAUUUGUGGAAGAAUUUGGCAGAUGACCUUUUUUCAAGCACUUUUAUUUUGCUUGGGCGAUACAAUUUAACCUCUGCUUACGGAUCUUGCAACAACAAUGGCCUACAAGCAAUCAUGUCAUUUGUCAGGAUUCUGGAAGCCCUUGUGCAGCAUUUUGAAAAGCAAAUAGAAAACUCCAAAACAGCAUCACAAAAAGGUAAAAGAGGUAUGAAAACCAUCACUAAUGAGCUGUUAUGUAUCUAUUUUCCUCAUAUUGUAAUUACAUUUGUAACACCUUUUGUCAUGUUUUAUGUGCAUUCAGAUGGAAGUAACUGUCCUGGACUAGAUUCCCAAAAUAAACAAGACCUGCUCACCAGAAACCUUUUUUUGGUGGCUUACAUUUGGGGAUUUGGUGGACACCUGCAUUCUCGCCACUGGCCACAGUUUGACUUGUUAGUCCGCCAGCUGCUGUUUUCUUCUAGGUAUAAAAUUCUGGUUCCAGAUAAAGAAAGUGUGUUUGAGCAAUUUCUAGGAUUCAAGAGUCAGAUCCAUGCCAAUGAUUCACAGUUGACAAAUUCCAUCAUUCCAAAGUUCGGGUUGUAUAAGCACCUUCUGAACAUCAUGUUGGAGGCAAAGCAGCCAGUGCUGCUCGCUGGAGAGCCAAGUUCUGGAAAAACAACUUUGUGCAACACUUUAAGUUUUGAAAGGCCACACAUUAACCUUCCAGCAAGUCCACUCCUGAGCUCCAGAGAGUUUAGAAUUAUAUUGAAGAACUGCUGCCAUAAGAACUGGAACAACAAUGUGGGUUCUGUAAAAAAAGAGCCAGGCCUGCUUCUAUUCGUGGAUGAUUUGCAUGAAGCCCCUCGUGAUGUCUUUGGGAAAGUGUCAGCUGCAUUGGAGACUCUACGUCAGAGCAUAUCACAGGAACAGAUUGGGAUGUUCGACACCUACUUUUUUAAAGCCCUCAGUUCUAAAACUGUCAGCUACAUGGCUACAAGCUGUGUCUUCACCCUGAGUGAUCCUUUCAGAAAUGCUGUAUCCUCACGGCUCUCACGUUUAUUUUCCAUCUUUGUCCUCCCUAGUCUAUCAAAAGAUGUUCUUCUGUCCAUUCAUUCUCCAUGGAUGAAGAUUUGGCUCAAAGAAAUGUCCCCAAGCCACAGUGGUGAAAAAAUGUCUAACCGUAUAAUCACUGCUACUAAAAACGUGUAUGAGUCUGUAUGCGCCCAGUUCCAUCCCACUUCAGAGAGACCUCAACUCACAUUUUCUCAUCAUGACAUCCAAAAAGUGUUCUCUGGAAUGUACCUGUGGCAAGAUGACAUGUCAAACACUGCGUUCACCGAGAAAAACAAAAGUAUACCAUCACCCUCCCUUCCAGUCCUGCCAGGUCUUCCUGCUUCAGAUCUUAAAAUAGUACACCUCUGGAUACAUGAGUGCAUGCGUACGUUCAGCGAUAGGCUUUGUUCCGAGGAUGAAAGGAAAACGUUCCUGUCAGUUUUAGUUGAGACAGCAGACGCUCACUUUGGAUUUAACUUGCUUGAUAACAGCCAGCCUGACACAUCAGAGGCAAAGGAAGCUAGCCAAAAAUUUAAAAGUGACCACACACCGACCAAAUCUACAAACAUUUCUUCAAGAGAGACCAACUUUAAACCACAACCUGUUACACCUCUGCAUUUAAAGCAUUACAAGGCCAUAGAGACGAGCCUUGUGUAUGGACCGGACUUCUCAGAGACCCUAAUGUUUCUGAAUCCGGAACACAAUUUUAAAGAUAAACGUUUGUAUGUAAAGCAAGACCUUGAUGUAAUAUGGCCGGAGCUACUUAGACUAAUAGACAGCAAAGAGGAAGCAAAUCAUGUUGAUAAUAUUCACAACACAGUGACCAGAUACAGUGUGCACAGGCAGGGUGUGAGUCAGCUGUUACACAUCUUCAGGACUUUGCUCAUACCUGGGGGGCACGGUGUACUGAUCGGCUCAGGCAGAGGAACAGGCCGUAAAACCACAGUGCGUUUAGCUGCCUACCUCACAGGCUGUCAGCUAAUGGAAGUACGUUCUAACAAUGAAAACAAGGUGCAUGAAACCUUGAAAGAGGCCGGCAAUCAAACUGAUAAGAAUGGAGUCAAUGUCAUCAUACUGGUCCAUGAAGAUAUCAGUUCACCUGUCAGAGAAGAAAUACUGAUAGCAAUGGCUCAGAAAGUCUUCCCAGGGCAUUGCACAGAGGAUGAGCUGAGCAGCCUUGUUUCCAGAGUGACAGCAAUGGAAUGUGUAGAAAGAUACCAUAUGGGCAGAUGGAUAUCUGAGAAGGUUUUGAGUCAAAUCCACAAAAAUGUCCACGUGUUCUUGUUGAUGCCUUUCAACAUGUCCAGUGACGAAAACACCCAAAGCUUCAAUACACAAAUGGCCAAGGCCGUUAAACUCAGCUGCUGUGUGGAGGUGUACCAGCCAUGGUCCAACCAGUCUUGGGUGGAAAUAGCUGUUCAAAAUCUCAAACUCUGUUCCAGUGAAAUGUUCAGAGGAUGCUCUGAGGACAGCUUGUCAGUGGCCAUGGCAGCAAUCCAUCAGUCUGCACAUCAGUAUGCUUCUAUAUUUUUAGAAACGCAGCCUUUCAGCCCUCGUACCUACACAGAGUUUAUUGCCUUCUUUAGCUACUUUUGCAACCAACUUCCGAAGCAAUGGGUUAACAAAAACAACAGAGUUUCUUCUGCGUUGGCUCGCAUGGAUGUCCUCAACAAUGAAGUUGGGAAAUGGAAAGAGCAAAUACUGAGGUUGCAGAAGGAGACUGAAAAUAAACAGCAGCUCCAUAAAAUGCACCUUAAAGCUGUAGACGAUAAGAAGAAUCUGCUUCAACUAGCAUCAAAAACAUGUGAAGCAAAGAAGAACAAACUAAAUCAGCUGGAAGAAAAAAUCCACCAAGUUCAGAAACUGAUUAAACCAGUCCUCCUGUCAGGUCUGAAGAUCCUUCAGUGUUUGAAACCUUCUGACUUUGAGGAGGUGCGCCACUAUAGAGAUCCACCUGAUGGAGUGGUGAAGAUCAUGGAUGCUGUCUGUUUGUUGUUUAAUCGUCCACCAGGCUGGGAAAGUGCCAAGCAGCUUAUCAUGCAACCUGACUUUUUUCAGGAGAUGGAGUUUUAUGACUACCAAAGCCUGACAAAGGCACAACUGCAGCAGCUUGGACAGAUAGCUCACAGCCCUCUGUUUGUGCCAGAAUCGGUGCAGGAGGUCAGUAAAGCCUGCGAGUCCCUGUGCAGAUGGGUCCAGGCUGUGUGUGAGUUCUGCUCCAUGCAGCACCACCUGGUGGUCAAGCAGCAGCUGGAGGUGCAGGCUAGAGAAGCUCAAAAUCAACUGCUUUCGGCCGAGAAGCACAAAAAGGAGGUCCGCCAGCUUUUAGAACAUGCUGAGUUCCAGCUUCAGUCCAUGGAAUCUGAGCUGGAGGACCUCAUGCUUCAGCUGUAUGAAACCGAAGCAGAAGAAGAAGAAGCUACUUUAUGCGCUGCAAAGCUAGAGAUGCAUGUCAAAAAUUGGAGGGGUGCUUUUCAGGUGGCAGAGACACGUUGUCAAAACACACCCGGUGACGCCCUUCUUCUUGCAGCAGUUGUCUCCUACUUUGGCCCAUUUGAACCUCAUUUACGCACAGAACUAGUGAGCAAGUGGAAAGAACUGUGCUGGACGGGAAGCAUCGACAUGAACCCAAAGGAUCUCAGAACCUCCCUGUUUACACCUGUAGACUCUGAAUCAGCUGUCCCUUCUCUGGGCUUUCCCAUAGCUGUGACUGAGAGGCUGCAGCUGCCUGUUGAUCAGACAUUAGGGAUAACCGACUGGCAGCUUGAGGACGUUCUACCUGCCAGGCUCAUGGUUAAGCUGAUGCUGUGGGGCCUCACAAAUGCUUGUAUGCAGCGUUGGCCUCUGCUGGCAGAUACGGAGCAGCAUUUACAGAUAAGCUCUCUCAACUGGUCCAUCACAGGAGUGAAGGUAACGCUCGAGGAGGAGUUAAGGUGCAGGCUGGUGGUUUGUGCAGAUGAUUCAAAGCUGCUGGACAAGCUGGAUCACGCGUCUGAGGAAGGAUGGAGAGUACUAAUUACUCACUUGGAACGUGCAACACCUAGUCCUGAGUUCAUGGCCAGAUUAACACGCCCUGUUGAUUGUAGGCUUCCUGGAUUACAGCAGAUCUCCUCAGAUUCUCCUCAGACGGUGAAUCCAGAGUUCUGCCUCUUCCUCAGCACUAAUCUGCCUGUUAGACUGCUCAGCAGUGGGAUCCACCCGUCCAUCUUGGCUCAGCUGUUUGUGGUUGACCUCUCUCUGAGCUCAGAAGAGAUCCAGGAGCUGAUGCUGACACAGCUGCUGCAGUCAGAGCAUAGAGAGCUGCUGAUUCAACACAGGCGAUACCAGAAUUACAAUCAGUUUCUGCAAAAGAAACUGGUCUCAAAAGAGGAUGCUCUGAUAGACUGCACCCUGCAGUCUGACACCUCGCUGCAGAAAGAUUCAAAUUUUCUUUCCUGUGUGGCUGUUUGUCAAGAAGAGAUGAAGGAGGUGCAGGCUGAGAUAAAGCUCCUGAGCGAGGAGCUGAAGCACCACGAGUCCCUGCUGGCUGCUCCGAGGCAGUUAAUGAAGCUGGCUGCUGCCCUCUACCAGGCGCUGCAGGCAGUGGCUCGUCUUUCUCCUGGAUAUAUCUUUUCCCUACAUGAGUUCAUAAAUGUGAUGCAAGAUGCCUUCAGUGUAAAGUACCGACCAUUAGUACAGUAUAAACCUGGGAAAGCAGCAGAAAGCAUGUUACCAGAGCUGAUGAACUCAAUGGUGCUCCAGCUGUUGGUGCAAUACAGACCUUGUCUCUUCAAGAAGCACUUUGCAGUUCUGAAGCUGUUGGUGUCACUGGCUGUGCUCCAGCACAAUCAGCUUUGCUCCGAGGCGGAGAAGUUAGCCUUCCUCAGGGGCCUCGGAGACGUGGAACAGCCUGUAGCUGAAGUUCAAACUCAAACCUUUUCCUCUAACCUUCCCAGCUGGAUUCCCCCUGACAUCCACUCUGAGCUUUUCACCUUGGAAAACAUUCCAUCUUUCCGAGGCCUGAUUGCAUCGCUGCACACCUCUCCCAUCCAGUGGCAGGAAUACAUCCAGUUCACCUCCUCCACGGUGACCGGACCUGUUCCCUGUUGCUCUCACUCCCACCUCUUUUUGCUGCAGCGGGCUCUGCUCUGGAAAACAAUCCUUCCAAGCUCCUUAGAGAAAGUAGCAGAUGCUAUUGCUGUCUGCUCGCUCUGCCUGCCUGAAAAGACCGCAGAAUCACCUCACAGUGGGAACCUCAAAGCCCUCUCGAGAUAUCUAACCAAAAACAAGGGACCCAUCAUUCUUGCAUUCCCUAAUCCAGACGAAGACACGUGGAUAGGCAUUCAGCCUCUCCAUAUAAUAAACCAAAUGGCGUGCUGUGUAGGAAACGAACACGAGGUUUACGUGAAAGUCAUUUGUUUUGGAGAACAGUGUGACACAGAGAUCAUUCUGUCAACGAUGGAUGAAGCCAUCAGUGAAGGCCACUGGUUGGUCUUUAACAACUGUCAUUUGUUGGAUCAUUGGACUGAUAAUGUGGUGGCUCACCUCAGUCAGCUGAUCUCCUUCACAGAGGAGAACCCUGAGAUCCAUCCAGACUUCAAGUUGUGGUUUGUAACCCAAGAAAAUGCUUCACACUUUUUGCCAGCUGCUGUGCGAAUGUGUGCCCAGCUGCUGGUAUGUGACUCCCCCUGGGAUCUGAGAGAAGAGCUGAGCUGUUCUUUGCAGCACGUGGAUUGGGUCAGUCAACCUCAGUCAUCGCCACGUGUCUCAGAUGACAACAUGGAGAUGCUUGUUCGCUGUGCCAUCUUCCACUCUGUUCUGAUGCAGAGACAGAAUUAUAGAUCUUUAGGUUUUGGAAGAAUCUAUCACUGGAGUCAGGAGGAUCUUCUAGGUUUAAUAGAUGCAUACAUUUGUAUUGCCAGUCUCUGCCAUGACAAAACUAAUGUUUUGCAAUUUAUAGCAGUAAAUCUUCUGCAUGGUAGCUACGUUACGGACUCUGCAGAUUCAGAGGUGGUGGAGAAAAUCGCCAAGACUUUAUUUACUACAGAGUCAUCUCUUUCAGGAAGUGGGCCACACAUGAUAUCAGAUCUUAUCAGCAGUUGUGGCCGUUUAGAUUUAUCCAGAUCAUUACAGGUCUUGGAGAAACAUUUUCAAGAUCCAGCAGUCUCUGACCCUGUAUUGCUGGGUUUGAGUGUGGAUGUGGCCCCUGAGAUAACCAGGAUCAACAGCCACCACCUGAACCUACUUCUGCAGGCAUCACAAAGUCCUCUAGGAGCAAUGAGGAGUUUCAGCACCGAGCAGAAUCAGCUUGUCAAACCACCAGACUACAAUCACGCAGCAGAGAGACUGCAGGCCCUGAAGAAGUAUCUCUCUUUAAGGGAAGACAGCACAAUUAGAAAUGUGGGAACGCUUUCUCGCAGUCCCCUUCGCAACUUCCUUGAGGCAGAAUGGAAUGAUCUAAUUGAUUUAGUGUCUUCGCUCCUUUUACAACUUCAACGUCCUGUUCAGUACGCCUCGUCCUUCAGCUCGCCCCUGAAUUCCUGUGACUUGUCUUGGUUAGAGAAGAGGGCAAAGCUGCUCAGUGCUUAUUGUUGGAGCGACAGUUCUUCAGAUCCACCCGGUGCCUAUCGACUAUCCGCCUUUAAGAAUCCAAGAGGCUUUCUGGUGGCACUGAUAAGAGAAGGUGCUCAUAAAUACUACAAAUAUUCAAGUGAUAUAAUACUGCAGUUUCAGGUUCUGAGUAAAGACACAAACCCAGCUGUGCUUCCUCCUGAUGCUGUGUAUUUGUGUGGACUGGAGCUCAGAGGUGCAUCAUGGGAUACAGAGCAAGGAGUCCUGCAGGAGGCUGUAUUUCCUCAGCCGGUUUUAAUGCCUCUUCUUUGUGUCAAAGCUGGAGUCAGGAGCCGGGACAGCGCAGCAGAGCCGUUGUCUUCCUGUUCCUAUUUAAUGGAUUCAGGAAAUCUCCAGGUUGAAAGCGUCUCUCAACAGACAGCCUUACCGGCCUAUUACUGUCCUCUUUAUGUAAACCAAGAGGAGGAGAUCGGAAACUCAGGACUCAGUGACAUUAACAUUAUCACAAAGGUUCCUCUGUAUACUCAGAUAAGUCCUGUUCUGUGUAGCUUGAGAAGAGUGAGAUUAGUUUGUGCACUCUGAUGGUUUGGACAUGGAUGAUGUGACAUCACAUCAGACGUCUGUGAGAAAUUGCAGGAUUGAUGCUCACAAAUUCAUAUAAAAUGUGAAAUAAAGUUUUUGUUUGAAGAUACAUUUUGUUUGAUUCUUUUCUUUCAAUACGUUAAAAUUUAGCUUCCUUUAAAAUGUUCCCAAAUAACAUGUUUUCACAUACAAACUCAGUAAGCACUGAAAAUCAUUAUUCAUAACCUCAUGUUCGUAAUCUCAUGUUUACAUACAGAAAUUUAAGUAUU
This is a messenger RNA of Nothobranchius furzeri (turquoise killifish), 14648 nucleotides long. Lineage: Eukaryota; Metazoa; Chordata; Actinopteri; Cyprinodontiformes; Nothobranchiidae. The record is from RefSeq and is a predicted model, not a curated record.